AUGCCUCCCACAAAAAAAUCCAAAAAAGCUGCUGCAGCCCGUGCUCGGGCUGCACGGCACCCUCAAAAGCGACCUGUGUUAGAACCAGAGACUGGCAAACGACGAAUCCGCAACACACCCAGCACAUCGGGAAGCAGCUGUGAUCGUGCGGUAAAUGAGCUGCCGGAUGUGCUCAUCGACCUCAGCCUGGCUACGGAUGAGUCGGAUUGCGGUUACGACGGAGGAAUCGAGGUGGAGACAAGCUCAGCUGAUGAGUAUGUGCCCAGAGAUGGCAGCGAAGACUUCACAGACACCGAAAUCUCGGAGUACGAUGCAAAGUGGUUUGCCGAAGAGUUGGGGAGUGAAAUGGAAGCGCUGGAGAGGCGAAAGAAGACAAUGUUCGAGCAGAUACAAGAGAAGAGGACAGCGCAAGAGUGGAAGACUGCUGAGACGGGUCGGAAUCUGGGAUACAACGGGAACGGGAAACGGACUCGAGACCGCCGUGAGGCAGAAGCUCGACAACGAGACAAGAAGAGGAAGGAGGCCAAAACAAGUAAAGAUCCUCAAAUCCUGAUGAUGCGCACCAUGUUCUCUGUGACCUCUGCUGCCCCAGCCAAAACAACUCCGGUCGAGAGCCCACUGCCAUCAGCCCCUGCUGUCCCCGAAAUGAGUGCCGAAGAGCUGAACGAUUACCUGUCAGACAGAGAGUCGGAGGAUGAGGAGGAACGGAUGGCAGAUGAUGAGAUGGAUGAGGCGGACAGUGAGGGAACUUGCACGGCACCUUCCCAUCGAUUGCCCAUUGCCCCUCCGCUCAAAAGGAGGAAGCUCGUUGUGCCGGCACGUCAAACGCAGGCAGACAAACGCACAGAACACAUCAAAGUCUUGUCGAAAGCGCACACCGAUAUCAAGAAGCACAUACACUCAAUAAAAACCCAUUUUGACGGUGGACGCAACAGCCUUCAGGAAUACCGUGCCCGUGCCAUCCAAAGCUGUCUCUCCAUGGCAAUAAAGAGUGGCCGUAUUACGAUUGCAGACUCGGAAGUUGCAGCAAAGAGUCACGGUUUUGCUUCGAAGUGGGGUGGGAGAAACGUCAGAUUCUGGGCUCGAGAAUGGAUUCGGACACGCACACUCCCAAUAUCACGGAAGGGCCAGCAUGCCAAAGUCUAUUCGCUUCUCAAUGAGCCUGGGAUCAAAGCAGAAUUGCGGACGUACUUGCGAUCGAACAAGUGGGCAGUGGAUCCUGAGAAACUCAGAGCCUUCACGAUGGGACAACUCAUCCCUGCUGCCGCCGAGAAAUAUCUCACACACCUUGUUGAGGACGAAAUGCCCCGUGGUUUGAAGAAAUACAUGGAGCUGGAAAUCUUUCCUCGCAUUCAACUUAAGGCAGGCAAUAAGGGUGUAUCGAUCAUCACCGCGCGGCGAUGGCUCCUUAAGGAGGGCUUCAAGUUUAUUUCCCACAAGAAGGGCCUCUAUUUUGAUGGUCAUGACCGCCCAGAUGUGGUCGAUUACCGCCAAACCAUCUUUUUGCCUGCGAUGGAGGAGUAUGCGCGCCGUACAGUGCGAUAUGUGGUGGGGGAUGUUGCACAGGAAGCACCUCCGUUACCUGAUGGAAACUUUGUUGAACGGCGGCUGGUUGUGGUCUCCCAUGAUGAGAUGACAGCGCAGGCAAACGAUGCAGCCCAGAGGCGCUGGGUUUUUGAAGAUCAGCACGCAUUGCGCAAGAAAGGAGCUGGUCGUGGUAUCCAUCGGAGUGAUAUCAUUUGUUCGACUGUCGGUCACAUCACAGAGGCCGGAGUACAGCUGGAAUACGGGAAGAAUCAUGAUGGAUAUUGGACGGGAGAACACUUCAUCGACCAAAUUCAAAACAAGAUCAUUGGUGCAUUCGAGGAUCGACACGGUCCUGGUUAUCAAAUGCUUCUCAUGACAGACCACUCGCAAGGGCACUCUGUUUAUGCAGAGGAUGCACUCCUUGUUUCUCGGAUGAACGUCAACCCUGGUGGAAAGCAGGCACACAUGCGUGAUGGGUGGUUCACGCAGGGAUUUAUCCUGAUCAGCCCAAAGGCUUGA
Molecule: messenger RNA, 2046 nt
Organism: Mycena citricolor
Lineage: Eukaryota; Fungi; Basidiomycota; Agaricomycetes; Agaricales; Mycenaceae
Source: the annotation of a GenBank genome assembly